GGAUUUAUGCAGUGAAUACGAUAUAAAUCCAUUUAUCACAGCGCACCACGCGGUAUAAUGCGCGCGCAAUAUACGCGCAGAGCAUAGGAGCAGUCAGUUAUCAACCACCCUCAAAGAUACACGUCUUAAUUUGAGUACUGCUUAAUUGGGGAAAUAUUCUCAAAAAAAUUUUUCCAAAACACUUCUUUGGAGAUAUGCCUAAGUGCAAGUCAUCCGCAACUGUGGUUACUGCUGCAAAAAAGUCCACCAGAAAAGAAAGAGCUGCAACCAAAUCGCACCAAAAAGAAGGGGGAAAUGACGAUAAUGCUAUUCACGGCACGGAAGAGGGCAUUAACGAGCCUGUUAGCUCAAUAGGUAAGUCUGACUACUUACCUACGCCUAUUGUUAGUAUAACUGAUGCAUUGGGUUGCACGAUCCCUUUCAAAACCCGCGAAAAAAUACAAAAUGGGGAGUAUUUAGAUCUGGGCGUUCUGUUGGAAACGACGGAAGAAAGGGACAAGAAAAAUAAAAUUAACCUAGUAGAUGGGGAACUGGUUUUGCAAAAAGGCAAAAGUAGGAAAAUCACCGAUAUCGGGAAAUGGACAGACGCAUUCCUUGUAUUUACUAGCAUUUACGUCGAAGCUCACCCCGAUCAAUCACUUGGCUUACUGAAAUAUAUGCACACGAUUAGACUGGGCUCCUAUAGAUCUCCCACCGGCUGGAAAUUGUAUGACGAGCAAUUUAGGCUUAAAAAGGCAAGAAAUAGUUCUAUGGAAUGGGGGCAAAUCGACAAUGAACUUUGGAUGUUAUACGUAACUUCUCCAGUUACCAUUCCCCAAAAAACAGUUGAACCGUCAAAAGGCAUGUGUUUUGAUUUUAACUACAAGGGUGCAUGUAGUAAACCCUAUUGUAUUUACGCACAUCGUUGUAUCAGGUGUGCAUCUGACCACCCAAUGUCCACUUGUCCUCGUAGCCCAGCCCCUCGCUUUCCCAUGCAAAAGCAGCCUUUUCGUUUUCAAUCACCAAAUCAGCAACCACGCCCAGCGCAAACCCCAAACUAUAGAUUUCGCUACCCCCAGGGGGCUAAAGCACCUCGGUCAUUCUCCAGUAGAUAUUAAUCAACUCUCAAUAUUGAUACAGUCAUAUCCAAACCAUGAUGUGGGCAAUGAGUUAUUAAAUGGGUUUAAAUUUGGAUUUCCCCUUCACUAUAUAGGCCAACGCACUCACUUGGAGUGUAAAAAUUUAAUUUCGGCAAACCAGCAUCCGAACGAAAUUCAGAAUAUAUUGCAAAGUGAAAUUGAUAUGGGUCGCAUGGCCGGACCUUUCUACAAUAUACCACUUUCGAAUCUGAGGGUGUCUCCAAUAGGCGUCGUGCCAAAAUCUAGCGGGGGGUGGCGUUUAAUUACUCAUCUGUCAUAUCCACAUAACAAUAGCGUGAACGACUUCAUUGAUAAAGAACUUUCAUCUGUACACUACUCAUCAUUCGAUAGCGCUAUCGAAAUGAUAAGUCAGCUCGGAAAAGGCGCUUUAUUGGGCAAAAUGGACAUAAAAAGUGCAUUUAGACUUUUACCAAUU
Messenger RNA from Saccostrea cuccullata (small rock oyster), 1554 nucleotides. RefSeq lists its product as uncharacterized. The transcript has a single exon. The coding region runs from base 195 to 1097 and encodes 300 amino acids. The record is from RefSeq and is a predicted model, not a curated record. Lineage: Eukaryota; Metazoa; Mollusca; Bivalvia; Ostreida; Ostreidae.